Messenger RNA from Entrophospora candida, 1884 nucleotides. The record is from the annotation of a GenBank genome assembly. NCBI's taxonomy places the organism in Eukaryota, Fungi, Glomeromycota, Glomeromycetes, Entrophosporales, Entrophosporaceae.
AUGGAGGAAACAUCAAGACAAAGAGCGUACUUUGCUACAGGCUCAAGAUUAUUAACAUGUGCAGUUAACGAAGGGUUGGUUAAAACUUUAUAUUAUUGUCCAGAAAAGUUUGUACUAAAUGGUUUUUUUGAACAAUCAACAAAAACAACAGAAUCUUUAUCGAGUAAAGAAUGCAAUUUUGGAAUAAUUUUUAUUUUGCCUGAUAAUCAAAAAAUCCAACAGAUUAAAGAAAUUUUUUCGGUUCGCGUAAAUCAUAAACCGUUACUUUACAAAAAUAAUGAAAAAAAGUUUAUAUCAGAGGUAGAAAAUAUUGAUCCAUGUGAUAUGUUACCUCCUAUAAAGAAACUUUCUUUAGAUACUGAAUUCAGGUCUAUGGAUGAAGAGAAAGAAGACGAAGAAAAUAAAUUUGAAUUAUUUUGUAAGAAAUGUGCAAAUUUGUUCGAGAUUGGUGGAAUAAAAAUUAGUCCAGUUGAUAUAAUGAGAGUAUUUGGUGAUUGGUUAAAUUUAAAUAAUGAAUUAAUUGAUCUUACAUGUUCAGAAUUAAAAAGUUCUUGCGAAUACCAAGAAUUUAUAUAUAGACAUCCAAAACCUAUGCCAACAUUAAAUUCCACUAGUAUUGAAUGGGAACAAAGUUUGAUCGAAUCCCAUCCAACACAUCCGUUGCAUAAAUCUAGAAAAACUGUUCCUCCCAUUUCUGAAAUAGUUCCAGGUAGUUAUGAUUUUGAGAAGCCAUUGAUUCGUUUUGCACUAGUGCCACAUGAUAAGGUGUGUAUAAGAGGAUCUUUUGAAGAAGGAAUACGACAACUGGUAGAUACAAUGAAAUUUCCAAAACCGAAUAUUCCAUCAGAUAAAGUUCUUGUGCCGUUUCAUGAACUACAAUUGCCAAUCAUCAAAUCAAAAUUUCCACACGUUGAAAUUUUACCAAUUGAAUAUUCAAUAAGGGCCAAUAGUCAAACUAAUAUACGCACAGUGGUAUUUCCAAAUUUACCUGGAUUGGCAUUUAAAUUACCAUUAGGCAUGAUAGUGACAUCAGCGAUGAGAACUAUUUCACCUUGGGCUGCACAUCUUGGCGUAGGAUUAACGCCCGUGUUAAAAAAGCUUAAUAUAAAUUGGAAUAUUUUGAAAAUUGCUUAUGAACUAGCAAGUGUGAUAUCAACCGAUUCAGGUCCAGAUGUUGCAAACCAUUUGGGUUGCAUAAUCAGACAAGAUGUUAAUGAUUUGGAUGAUAGCGAAAAGGUCAUAAUAUGUGGAGCGUUAACGGAAAAGGAUGAAAAUGGAAAAAGUGUCGUUGAAAAAGUCUGGAAUUUGGACACUGAACAAAAACGUAUUGAUUUUCUUGAUAGAUACCUUCGAAUAUUAUUUGAAGCAUUUUUGCCUCCCGCUUUAGAUAAUGGGUUUACAUUUGAACCACAUCAACAAAAUACUCGUGCACGUUUUAGUUCUAAAACUGGAGAAUUGAUUGGAUUUAUAAUUAGAGAUUUUGGUGCAAUAAGAUUUCAUCAAGACACGUUGGUGAAAACCUUGGGAAUUCGUGUUGAUGCAUUAAAAGGUAGCUCAACAGAAUCCAAAGAUUUAGUCGAUGUUUACAAUAAAUUAUACCAUUCAUUAAUAACAGUUCAUGUGCACAGGUUGAUUAGGGCUUUGAAUCUACAUUAUAAUGGUAUUGGUUGGCAGAUUACUCGCGAAAAUCUUAUAAAAAUAAUACCAAAAGAUCAUUUGUUAUGGUAUUUGUGGUUAAAAAAAGAAACUGCAGAAGAGAAAUGCCUUCUAAGAAUGAAAUGCGAAGGAUUAUUUAGAGAUUAUAUAUAUCAACCAUGUCCUAAUUUAAUACUUUAUAAAUCUGAAGAAUCUGGCGUUAGUAGCGAAUGUUCACCAGAAACAUAG